AUGGACGUUGAAACUGCGGUGGAACGGCAGAUGGAGCCUGUAGAUGAGGAUGCUGAAGACGCCACUAUUGCCGACCUCUCCCAGCUACGAAACUUCCCCGAGCCGCCGUCGGAUUGUCAAGUAUGUGUUAUUGGUGCAGGCCCGGCCGGCCUGAUGAUGGCGGCGACUCUGACGAGAUACGGCAUUCACGCCGAAGUGGUUGAUGAUAGAGCCGACCAAACACCAGUAGGAAGGGCGGACGGUUUACAACCCAAGACGAUUGAGACCUUCAGACAGCUACGACUAGCCGACCCUUUACUCCAACGAGGAGUCCGUGUCUAUGAUAUUUCAUUCUGGAGAGCCACGAAAGAUCAGCCGCUGCACAGACUAGGCCGAGAAAUUCAUUACCCACCCGUAAUUGAUGUCAUUGAUCCGUAUAUUUUACUGGUUCACCAAGGCAUCGUAGAGAGUCUAUUCAUUGAAGAUCUAGCCAAGAGAGGCAAAACGGUGCGCAGAAACGCCUCUUUUGAAUCUUAUGAGAAUAUUGCCAAGACCGGCCAGUUGCAAGUAAAUUGCCGCACGAAUGUAACCCAGGACAAGAAGACUUAUACUACACAAUACUUGGUUGGAUGUGACGGAGCGCACUCCAAAGUCCGCAAGAGCAUUCCCGAUGUAGCAGCCAUCGGAAUGUCCCAGGCCGCAAUCUGGGGAGUCUUGGAUGGAGAACUCAUCACAGAUUUUCCUGACAUUUGGUCAAAAACACUAGUAUACUCAGAGGAGCACGGUUCUAUUCUUAUUAUCCCCCGUGAGAGAAACAUGACAAGGUUUUAUAUCGAGCUCAAGACAUGGGCCACCGAGGACCGUCGCCAGCUCGGCCAGCAAUUCGUCACGGAACAAGCCAGAAAGAUUAUGGCUCCAUUCUCCGUCGAUUGGAAGUAUAUUGAAUGGUUUGGACGAUAUCAGGUUGGCCAGCGUGUAGCCAGUCGAUUCUCCGACGCCAACACCAGGGUGUUCCUCGCCGGCGAUGCCAGCCACACGCACUCACCCAAGGCCGCCCAGGGUAUGAACACGUCCAUGCACGACUCGUGGAAUCUUUCGUGGAAGCUUAACCUGGCCGUCCGUGGGCUUGCCAAGCCAGUCUUGCUUGAAAGUUAUGAAGAGGAGAGACGGAAGAUAGCACUCGACCUGGUCAACUUUGACUACGAACACGCUAACCAAAUUGCUGGAGGCGAUGCGGUUGCCCUGGCCAAAAACUUCAAGGCAAAUGUGCGCUUUAUAUCUGGAAUCGGUGCAGAAUAUUCCAGCAGCCCUAUAAACCGCACCGAGACAGACAGCUUUGCCAUUCCUACUGGUGAUGCCCGGCCCGGAUGUCUCUUGCCUCCAGCGAAAGUCACCCGAUACAUUGACUCGAACCCCGUGGAUGUCCAGCUCGACAUCCCCAUGUUGGGUCAAUUCAGGAUCUUCCUCCUCAUGUGGGAUGUCCAGCAGGCUGCACCUUUCCUGUCAACCUUUUGCCACGCCGUUGCUGGGAAUUCGUCGUUUGUAAGCCAGCUUUCCGCUGCGGCGAGCAAAUCCUACGCUGAGCAACCCAGAAAGGGCUCCGCAGAGGACAUUUACAUCCGUCCGGAACGCUAUACCGCAGUCAGCCAUCUCUUUACUUUUGCAUUAAUCAGGAUCGCUAACGAAGAAACAGCAACCAUGCCCAAGGCGGAAAUGGAAAUCUACGAUCUCCCAGCCAUGCUGCAAGAUAGCCGCUGGACGCUGUACCUCGACAACAUUCCCGAGCAAGAUACCCGCGGCACGCUGUGCACGAACAAGUGGCUCGGCAAUCUGGAGCCAGGCGAGGUAGCCAUUGUCAACGUCCGCCCAGAUGGGUACGUCGGCUCUGUCGGGCGGUGGGACACAAGCAACGACGAUUCGGGCGAGAGGGCGGCCGAGUGGUUGGAUGACUACUUCAGUGGGUUUUUGCAGAUUCCCCCAGCACUUAAAAGCUAA
Messenger RNA from Metarhizium brunneum ARSEF 3297, 1974 nucleotides. NCBI's taxonomy places the organism in Eukaryota, Fungi, Ascomycota, Sordariomycetes, Hypocreales, Clavicipitaceae. The record is from RefSeq and is a predicted model, not a curated record.